AUACUCUCAUGGGCAAAUAGAAGGAGGAUGUGAUGCAUUUAAUCUCCUGGUUGGACUGGAGCGUGUGGGUGAAGUGCCGACUGGCCUGUGGUUUUGAGGAGAUGUGCUAUUUGCCUACUUGGCCAUUUGGGUUUUUCUGGACUCCUGGCACACCACUUCAAGGCCAAUGGGACAGUGGUUCAUUAUGGCCAGACCCAAACAAAGGGGAAUGGAAGAGACCACAGACACCAUGCGCAAACGCCCAAGUGAGGAGAAUGAGGGAGAGGAGAUGGAUGAGAUGA
Suillus fuscotomentosus is the source of this 281-nucleotide messenger RNA. RefSeq lists its product as uncharacterized. Lineage: Eukaryota; Fungi; Basidiomycota; Agaricomycetes; Boletales; Suillaceae. Bases 33 to 281 code for a protein of 82 amino acids. The transcript is spliced from 3 exons. The record is from RefSeq and is a predicted model, not a curated record.